AAACUAAAUUAGACCAAACCCAUUUUCCCACACCAACCCUUCUAGUCUCAACUCAAAGACUUUCCCUUAAUUUUUCACUUUCAGCACAAGUCCCUCAAAAAAAGGGUUUAACACUUUAACUUUUAAGUCCCUUCUCUCCCAAACUUUCUCUCUCUCUCAGAACAUUGGUUCUUCCAAAUUAAAAUUUUCAGCCUUUCCCUUCAAGCUAAUACAUUUAAUAAAUUGUAAAGGUUCAAGCUUUCAAGCUAAAUAUCGUUUCUUCGUUCUAUAUUUCAUUUGGGUCAUUCUGUGCUUGUCCCAUUUCAGUGAAAUCCUAAAAAGGGUCUCUUUGAGUGUGUUCUGAAGAGGGUUCUUCUUUCUACUAACUUAAAUUCAAGACUAGCUUUUGUGUUGAACAAUGAAUUAGUUUGUGGGGUAGUAGAUUUCAUUUCUUGGCAAAACUCCAUUUGGAAAAAGUAAGGAUUUUUAGCUAUUUCAGUCCUAUUUGGAAAAAGUAAGGAUUUUUGGCAGUUUCAGUGAAGUGGGUAUUUUUUGUAAGGAAGAAAAAAGAUGAUUCAGUUGUUGUUCUUGGUGCUUUUUGCUGAGGGUGCUAUGGCUUUUCUUUUGUUGGUGAAGAUAGGGCCAUUAAGGGAUCUUGUGAUGAAAAGCUUGGAUCAACUCAAGAUGGGAAAAGGUCCAGCUACAGUUAAAACUAUUGCUGGAACAAUGUCUGUGAUUCUCCUUUCAAGUUUUAUGAGUAUUGUUAAGAUCCAGAACAAAGGUGCUAAGCUUGGUACUAUGUCACCUAUGGAUCAAGUUCUUUGGAGAACUCACUUGCUUGAGGCUUCACUCAUUGGUUUUACAUUAUUCCUUGGAUUCUUAAUCGACCGAAUGCACCAUUAUCUCCAAAAACUUAUUAAUUUAAGGAGUAACAUGGGAGCUUCAAAAGAAGAAGUUGAAAAUCUCAAAAAAGAAACCAUGGAGUUCAAAGAAAAGGAAGAGAAAGCUUCCAAGGAGAUAAAACAGCUGAAGAAAGAACUUUCAACUUUGUCAGAAGGUUUGAAAAAGGCAAAGAUGGAAUCCGAAGAGAAAGACAAGAGAGUUGAGACCGCCGAAUCUCAUGUUGCUUCCCUCCAAAAACAAGCUGCAGAUUUACUUCUUGAGUACGACCGACUCUUGGAAGAUAACCAAAAUCUUCAGGCUCAAGCAAUGGGACAUAAGGGUUGAGGAGAUAACCAAAACCUUCAGGCUCAACCAAAAUUUUCUUGUGGAAGCGUCCCUAGUUUUGUUCCAGAAUCAUCUUUAAUUAGGAAAAAAAUAUGAAAAAAGGGUAUAUUUUGGUCCUUCCUAAAAAUGCUAGAGACCAAAUUAACUCUUGCUGAAGUUUUUACAAAUUUUGCAGUCACCUCAACUUGUUCACCAUUUUGUUAUUAAAUUGUUUCUCAACAAUUGGCCAUCUGAGUUUUUUUUCUUCCCUCUUUUUUGGUUUGGUUUGGAUGGAUACAUUUUCAGUUCAGAGCUAUUGGCAGGACAAAUACAUGUCAUGAAUUAGGGAAAAAGUGUGGUGAAUUUCGUCGUUAUAAUUGUGCUUCAUGCUGCAUUUUCUAUUCC
Cicer arietinum (chickpea) is the source of this 1590-nucleotide messenger RNA. RefSeq lists its product as uncharacterized. The record is from RefSeq and is a predicted model, not a curated record. NCBI's taxonomy places the organism in Eukaryota, Viridiplantae, Streptophyta, Magnoliopsida, Fabales, Fabaceae. Gene Ontology annotation, biological process: endoplasmic reticulum to Golgi vesicle-mediated transport; intracellular protein transport. Gene Ontology annotation, cellular component: endoplasmic reticulum; endoplasmic reticulum membrane.